Misgurnus anguillicaudatus (oriental weatherfish) is the source of this 1597-nucleotide messenger RNA. It is a transcript of the gene oser1, whose product is annotated as oxidative stress responsive serine-rich 1. NCBI's taxonomy places the organism in Eukaryota, Metazoa, Chordata, Actinopteri, Cypriniformes, Cobitidae. The record is from RefSeq and is a predicted model, not a curated record. Gene Ontology annotation, biological process: cellular response to hydrogen peroxide.
UGUGCGUGUCGUGUGUGUACUACGUCACUAGAAUUCUGCGUUGUUGCAGAGUCACUGCGAAUGGUUGGAGUGUAAACAAGAGACUGCCGAACGAAAAAUCUAGAAUAUUGUAUAUGGUUUCUUAUUUUUGUUUCUUAUUUGUCAGUGGUAAAUGUACAAAUACACUAUAGAGAUACAUUUUGUGUAAGGGGAAACAAGCUCCUGUAUGCUCAGUCUUUAUACGGGUUUGGACCCUAUAGCCUUUUAAGGCUCUUUUACAUUAUGGCUGCUGUGGAGGAAGUAGAAAAGGAUUGUGAGGAGGAUACACUCCAGACAGCUUUCAAAAAGCUGCGUGUGGAUGCUGAAAGUUCCACAACCACAGUCCGAGUCUGUGACACUUUGGCUUCCAGAUUGGUUGUUCGAGGCAGCCCGGAAGGAGCUGGAGCCAAAUCCAAGAUUUCGUCUUCAAAAGAAAACUGGCUCGGAUGCACACGAAAGUCAUCCAGAGGUGCUGUGAGAAGCCAGCGACGCCGCCGAUCAAAAUCUCCUAUCCUUCACGCUCCAAAGUUUACGUACUGCAGUAAAAUGUCUCCCCCUCCUGGUCAUCUCAAACACAAGACCCCACCAGACCCCGAAGACCCCAGCACCUCUCUGGGCAUCUCUGUCAAGACGGAAGUUCCCUUCUCCGCUUCACGUUCAACUGUAUUCGGUGUGGUCGGGUAUGAAACCCACCUCCCCGCCGCUAGCGGUCAGGAAGCAGCCCGGCUCAGUCCACGAAUACCAUCGGAAGGCGAGAGCGCCGAGAACAGGCCCACUUUAGGAAGCGGCAGUGCUUCUCAGGAGGCGGCAGAAGGUGGCGCUGCUGUGUCUGACUUUCAAACUCUGUGCAAGCUGCAGGAAGGUGGCCAGUGCCCAUGCGGGCAAAAAGAAUGCCAGUGUGCCGGUUGGCAGGGUGUGGAGGUCUACUCGUUCACUGGCCUUCGAGACGUCAUCUCUGAAUGUGAACGAAGUGUCCCGCAGGACACUAGCAACAGAACUAACGCAAGUAACGGAACAUCCAGCUCGCCUCGAUCUUGUUCUGAACAAGCCCGCGCUUACGUAGAUGACAUCACAAUAGAGGACCUUUCCGGCUACAUGGAAUAUUACCUUUACAUCCCGAAAAAGAUGUCGCACAUGGCUGAGAUGAUGUACACCUGAAAGAAAUGUAAUAAAUUAAAGAAUUAUAAAAUUAAUAUCAAUGGGUACUUUUAAUAAAAUUGAUCGAUUGAUUUAUUUAAAAGAGAAAGGUAGACCAUAUCAAACAAGCAAUUCUAUGCUUAUUGUUCUAUUGAGGAUUUGUUACCAUGAUUGUUAUUUUUUGUAACAUCCAGACAACGUGUGCUGACGAAGGCAUGACUCGUUCUGUGAUCAUGUUUCUUUUGUUUUCGUUUGGUUUCAUGAUAACUGUUCUUAUGUUUGGUGUAUGUCUUAUGUAAGUUGCCAAAGGUCUAUCACAGAGACUGCAGGUUUAUUUUACUGAUAUAUGCAAACUUACAGAAUGCCAAGUAAUUCUGUUCAACUAUGAUCAAAUUUGUGAUGUCAUCUAGAUCAAAUCUCAAUAAAACUGUGUUUUGGGGGA